AUGUCUCGACUCUCCGACUAUUGUCUUCUUGCCUUCGACGUCUACGGCACACUGGUGAACUGGGAAGGUGGCAUUCUAGCCGCCAUCCAGCCUAUCCUUACCCAACACAAUGUCUCCGUCUCCAAGGAGGACAUCCUCCAAACAUUCCAAGACCUAGAGCAUGAUCAACAAACCCAAACCCCAGAUCUGGUAUACUCGGACCUCCUCGCGACCAUCUAUCCACCUCUCCUACAGAAGCUAGGUCUACCCACUCCCACAGCCGAAGAAAGUAAAUCCUUCGGCGAAUCAGUAGGAAAUUGGCCCGCGUUCCCAGACACAGUGGAUGCAUUACGACGACUUUCAAAACACUACAAACUGGUGGUUCUAUCCAACGUGGACCGCGCGUCGUUCGCAAAGACCAACGCAGGCAGUUUGCAAGACGUGCCGUUCGAUCUGGUGCUCACGGCACAGGAUAUCGGGUCGUAUAAGCCGGAUCGACGCAAUUUCGAGUACAUGUUGCGGGCUGUGGAGGAGAAGUUCGGGGUGGAGAUCGGACAGGUGCUGCAGACGGCGCAGAGCCAGUUCCAUGAUCAUUAUCCUGCGAAGAAGGCGGGGAUCAAGUCGGUGUGGAUUGUGCGACCGGGGGCGAUCAUUGGGAGGGUGGAAGAGGAGGUGUACGAUUGGAAGUUUGACACGUUGGGGGAGAUGGCGGAUGCGUUGGAGAGGGAGCUGUAG
Messenger RNA from Aspergillus tanneri, 714 nucleotides. RefSeq lists its product as uncharacterized. The record is from RefSeq and is a predicted model, not a curated record. The transcript has a single exon. The coding region runs from base 1 to 714 and encodes 237 amino acids. NCBI's taxonomy places the organism in Eukaryota, Fungi, Ascomycota, Eurotiomycetes, Eurotiales, Aspergillaceae.